This is a messenger RNA of Serendipita indica DSM 11827, 2997 nucleotides long. Lineage: Eukaryota; Fungi; Basidiomycota; Agaricomycetes; Sebacinales; Serendipitaceae. The record is from the annotation of a GenBank genome assembly.
AUGGUCCCAUCCAUACCGACACCUCCCCCAAACGAGCCACAAGACGACGAAAGACCUGCAAAGGGUCGCGGUCGUCCGCGGCUAAAACAAGGAGUCGAUCCAAAAUCUGGAGACAGUGUUCAAUUGCCGCCAGAGCUUGCUGAAUCACUGUUAUGGAUUCCAGACAAAGAAUCUCAUCCAAUAAAGCAUUCUCUUCCUCCAGAAGAGAUGAUGCAAGACGCCCUCGCCAAUUUACAUGUAUCCUUGCUCCCGAAGACGCAACAUAGAGCAACGCACCCGACUUCUGCUGGACCUCCCAUUGAACCAAGCAUCACUCUAUACUGUCCUAUUGAAGGUGGGACCUAUGUCAUCGAUGAAACUGUCCGCGAACUGGCGCGAAGAACAAACUCGGAAGUUUUAACCUUGGACGCACUCGACCUAUUGGCAGGGGAAUGGGGUCCAUAUGGAAAAGCGGCGGCAGCGCUCCAAUUACCCUCGAAUCCGCUUCAGCUAGGCGAGUUUCAGCAUGCUCGACAGUCAGCACGAGAGGAAGAUUCGGAUGAUGAGGGUGAUAUGGGCUCGGUGAUUUCACAAGCUGUCGAGGGUUUACAGAGUGGUCGCCCACCGUUUGGCAUCACGAUCCAAACACGCAAAAUCAGCAGUGGCAGCAGUAAUCAUCAAUCACGCAAGCAAUUCUUCCAAGAGCUUGUCAAUAUACAACGAAAAGGCGACGAAGAUGCGGAACCCCGUCCUCGCUUGAUCUAUUGUAGGGAUUUGCAGCUAGUCAGCGAGUCCCUACAACACUGGUUCCCAACUUUUGUCGAAGCAGUCAGACUCCGAAGGCAAGGACCAAUGCCACGGGCACAGGGACCUAUCCACAGCCCGACCGUCAUCAUCCUAGGAGUAUCACCAUCCAUCAUUACACCCCGCACCACACCCUUCAUUGGUUCUGAACCAGGAGGUCUGGUUAACUUUAUCACUAACCGUAAUCGCUCUGGAAUGGGCGGCCGGGGACCAGUCAGUCCUCCGUCUCCACCCAAAGUUGUCGAAUGGGACGAAACAAAUGCAGCCCAACGUGCGCGCGAUAGAAGGCUUUUCGAACGUUUGAGUAAAUGGGAGAAGCAAGAUGCUAGGGUGUUCUACUCUGAAUUGCCAGACCUCCACUUGUCUUCUGACUCUCCAAAUCCCAGAGGACCACCUAGAGGAUUAAUGAGCUUGUUUGUCGCCCUGCCUGGUGUUGGUGGGCCCCCAGCUAUUGCUCCUGCUCCUCAUGAGGAGGAUUCGCCUCGAGAACGACCAAGCGACCAUGAAAGGAUGACUGUAAUCCUUCCCAGGGCUAGAGAACCCGGACAAGAAAAGGCUACUCGAACACAAAGGCGUUUACAGGCAAACGAAAUCAACAUGCGGACGGCGAUAGGUAGCCUUGGAGGCAAGCUCGCAGACAAUAGUCUGCAGGAACACGCAGCUCAAAUGUCUAGCGACUCCGAGUCGAAUCAAAAUCACACGCAGUCAAUGAUUUCAGAUUGGAAUCAACGCGUAGAAACCUGGCAACAAGUCAAACAGGUCGCUGAUCGCGCAAUGGGCUUGUUGGCGGGACUCAAGAAAAAUAGUGGCACGCCCACUCUGGAACCCACAGAUGUGUCGUGGAUUGCCGUGGCCGAAGGCUGGAAUCAAGAGCGAACGGCAAGCGCGAACCGUAAAGAUUUCAUCUCGAGUUUUACUAGCAAGCGUGUGAUCGAGCACGUGCAGCCUGAAAGAGCCCAGGGGACCGAAGAAGAUGAGGACUUUGAAGAAGACUCUGACUCGGAAAUCUCGGAUAUCGAAGAACUCAUAGAGCAACUUCGCCGUGACCCCUCGCUAGACCAGCACGAACAACGACUUCUUGGCUCUAUUGUCAAUCCAAAACACCUACCGACGACGUUUGCCGACGUUCAUCUUCCGGCUGCGACAAUAGACUCGAUACGGACGAUUGUCUCGCUUCCACUCCUUGAACCCACAGCUUUUAGCUAUGGGGUGCUGAAGCAGCACGGCAUGAAUGGUGCUCUUCUGUUUGGAGCACCAGGGACGGGCAAGACUCUUAGUGUCAGAGCUUUAGCGAGGGAAAGCGGUGCUAGAAUGAUGAUUGUCAAGCCGUCGGAUGUCAUGGACAUGUAUGUAGGCGAGGGCGAAAAGCUUGUCCGAGCUGUUUUCUCACUUGCGCGACGGAUAUCGCCUUGUGUCGUCUUUAUAGACGAGAUAGAUGCACUCUUAGGUGCACGCUACUCAGCCAGAAGUAGCGGCGGAGACUUGGCACAUAGAGGCGUCAUCACAGAAUUUAUGCAGGAGAUGGACGGGCUCAAGAGUAGUCGUGACACGAAUGUCGUUGUUAUUGGUGCGACAAACCGGCCAUUCGAUCUAGACGAUGCUGUCUUGCGACGACUUCCUCGAAGGCUGUUGAUUGAUCUACCUGGGGCGAAAGAGAGAGAAGCGAUCCUUCGUAUCCAUCUCGCCGACGAGCAAUUGGCGCAGGAUGUAGACGUCACCAAGCUGGCCGAGAAAACGGAGAGCUUCUCCGGAUCUGACCUCAAACAUCUUUGUGUUGCGGCUGCGCUGGACGCGGUCAAGGAACAUACCCACCUACCGUGGAAUACCCCCAAGGACCCGUCGACAGACGUCGACACUAAGCCAAAAUCCGUGGAUAUCAAGUCCUCACAAUCCGAAUCUUCUACAGACGCGAUCAAAGAUCCAAAUACAGAGAGCCCGUCAUCAACCGCAAAGGAAGAGAGCGAGGACACAUCAAACUCUGAUAAGGAGGAUGUUAAACCAAGACGCAUUCUCAGGAUGUCACACUUUGAAAAGGCGCUCAAGGAGAUUACACCGUCUGCUUCCGAGCAGCUAGGUUCGCUCGCCGAUUUACGCAAAUGGAACGAAGAGUUUGGUGAGGGCGGACGAAAACGCGGACGAAGAAUAUGGGGAGGGAAGUUUGGCUUUAUUGUCAAGCCGGAAAAGACAGAGGAGGGCCGGGUGCAACAGCCAUAG